Durio zibethinus is the source of this 1637-nucleotide messenger RNA. RefSeq lists its product as uncharacterized. Gene Ontology annotation, molecular function: S-adenosylmethionine-dependent methyltransferase activity. The record is from RefSeq and is a predicted model, not a curated record. NCBI's taxonomy places the organism in Eukaryota, Viridiplantae, Streptophyta, Magnoliopsida, Malvales, Malvaceae.
AUUAAAAAAAAAAAGAAAAAGAAAAUCGUUGGUUGCAAAUGAGAUCAUGCUCAUUUUAUCCAGGAAUGCCACUACUGACAUUUUUGCAGAUUUUUUACCACUAUAAAUCAUGAUCCGUUUGUCUUCCUUCUCCUCUCUUUUCUAAUCUAUAUGGAUGAUAUGAUAUGACCCUUUCUUCUUCUCUGAUCUUCCUUGUUUUCCUAGAGCAUUUCUGCCAUUUCUUUUCUCUGUUUUUCAGUGGUCAUUUCUUGGAUCAACCCAAAGAUUUUUCUUCGAACACAUGAUCUGAUUUGAUUGAUCAAGUAAUUCAACAAAAAACCCACCAAGGAAAACAAAAAGAAAGCGAACUUGAUUGUUUCAAGUGCUCCAUUUUUUUAUAUUUCAAGCUGCUUUUUUCUCAGUUUUGCUUAGAUCAAGAAGAAAAAAGAGUAGAAAUAGGACUAUGGGAAAAAGCAAUAGUAGCAGAGAUUGGACUCAGAUCUAUGCCAUUUACGGUAUGGACCAAUGGCAAACCCUCGUUUUUCUGCUAUGUCACGCUGUUUUCUUCUCAUUACUUUCAAUUCUCUUCCUCUUCUACUUCGACGCCAUCUUUCACUUCUUCCAAACUUUUCUUUCCAGUCCUGGCGCAGCCCGUUUCGCCGCCGGGUUCAGCGGCGCCGUCACAGCGAUAUCUGCUGUUUGCUUGUUUUUUGCAGCGGCCAACUUUUUUUACUCCGCUGGACCGUUGCAUUACGACAUGGCGCAGCGGAUGGUGGGGUCGGUUAAUGAUUGGUCGACGGUGAAGCUGGCGCUGGAUAUCGGGUGUGGGAGAGGGAUUCUGCUCAAUGCGGUGGCGACUCAGCUGAAGAAAACUGGGAGUUCGGGUCGUGUUGUCGGGCUGGAUCGCUCUAAACGAACUACUUUGUCUACGCUGCGAACCGCCAACGUGGAAGGUGUGGGAGAGUAUGUGACGUGCAGGGAAGGUGAUGUAAGGAGUCUCCCAUUUGGGGAUAACUAUUUUGAUGUGGUGGUAUCAGCUGUGUUUGUGCACACAGUAGGAAAAGAAUACGGUCAACGCACGGUGGAGGCUGCGGCGGAGAGGAUGAGGGUGCUGGGGGAGAUGGUGAGGGUCUUGAAGCCCGGUGGUGUCGGGGUCGUGUGGGACCUCCUCCACGUGCCGGAAUACGUGCGGCGGUUACAAGAAUUAAAGAUGGAGGACAUUAGGGUUUCUAAGCGGGUAACUGCCUUCAUGGCCCGCAGCCACAUGGUAUCGUUUCGGAAGCCUAGUCAGCAUUUUGUGGGUCCCGAUGAGGUCCGGUUGGAUUGGAGAUGCUGACGUGGAAAUAUAAAAUUUGAUUUUAGUUAUGGGAAAAAAGGAAAGUGAAGUUAUACUUAAAAUCAUGAAGAUGAUGCUUGAAAAAAAAGGGAUUAAAAAUGAAAAUUAUACAUAAAAUUGAGAGUAAAUUACCUUUUUUUUUUUUUUUUUUUAAAAUCUGGGGAGACGAAGCCAAACCAGAUGUUUUUGUUGAAAUUAUACUUAAAUUAUGUAAUAUCUAUAAUAUGGUUAUCAAUUUGAGAAUUGAUAGCUAUAUUUAUGUAGUUUGAAGCAAAACUUUUUGUGAAUAAUAAAUAAGUUUUGUUAGAUGUUUCUUCUCAUG